This is a messenger RNA of Exophiala oligosperma, 744 nucleotides long. RefSeq lists its product as uncharacterized. The record is from RefSeq and is a predicted model, not a curated record. The transcript is spliced from 2 exons. The coding region runs from base 1 to 744 and encodes 247 amino acids. Lineage: Eukaryota; Fungi; Ascomycota; Eurotiomycetes; Chaetothyriales; Herpotrichiellaceae.
AUGGAUCCAACUCUGAUAUUUCGUGCUGGUCCGAAGGACUUCAUCCCGGGCAUCACUCUGGCACGUCAUGAAGAGAAACGGAUAAGCAUUGGCAGCUCACAUUACAUGCCUCCCGCCCAUCUCGAGCCGGAUAACAUGAUAACACUUCUCCAGCAGUGCAUCAGCCUAGAUAUUACACUCGAGGUUCACCGCUUCCGUGACAAACUCCAAGAGCUAGCUGCGACUGGAGAGCCAGCUGUAAUGGUCAUGACGAAGUUCUUCACACUAUUCACGGGGAAGCUAUACACGAUGGCUGUUGAGCAAAGCACGACCCCAAUACCAACGAAUCUGCAGAACAAAGUAUUCGUCUUCACCGCUGAAAUCAUCGACAUGUUCGCCAACCGAUGCGUCGGCCACAAACCUACACCACCAGUGGACUGGGCGUGCCGGCUGCGGCUGCGAGAUGUGUCUGCAGCUCGAUUCUUUCCUCGGCAAUCCCUCACAAGAAGAGUUGUCGAUCUCUGCAUCGACCAACCUUUCUGGAAAGAAAACGAGCCCGAGAAUGAAACGCAGGUCGAACCCGGUUUCACGCUCAAGAUUCGCAAGACGGUGAGGGCAUGGUGGCACGCCGUAAAGCUAUGGGAGCAAGACCAAGACGGUGCUCAGCCGCAGUUUGACAAAGCAAUUGACGAUGAGGGACUGAGGGACGGCUUGAGGGUGUGCCUUGAUCGGCUCGGCGAGGGCGAGUGUGGAUUAUCCAUGUAG